Trametes versicolor FP-101664 SS1 is the source of this 630-nucleotide messenger RNA. RefSeq lists its product as uncharacterized. Bases 1 to 630 code for a protein of 209 amino acids. The record is from RefSeq and is a predicted model, not a curated record. The transcript is spliced from 4 exons. Gene Ontology annotation, molecular function: GTPase activity; GTP binding. Lineage: Eukaryota; Fungi; Basidiomycota; Agaricomycetes; Polyporales; Polyporaceae. Gene Ontology annotation, biological process: small GTPase-mediated signal transduction.
AUGGCGACCCCCUACAACCCUGGCGAAUCAUCAGGUCCCCCGCGUAGGCCGGACGUGAAGCGCAAACUUGUAGUAGUCGGUGACGGUGGCUGCGGCAAGACGUGUCUGCUCAUCGUCUAUGCGGAGAACCGCUUCCCGGAGGCAUACAUCCCAACGGUGUUCGAGAACUAUGUCACGCUCGUGAACUUUGAUGGCAAGCUCGUGGAGCUCGCGCUCUGGGAUACGGCCGGUCAGGAGGAGUACGACCGUCUCCGGCCGCUGAGCUACCCAGAAAGCGAUGUGAUCCUGAUCGUGUUCUCCGUCGACUUCCCCGUUUCUCUCGCCAACGUCCAAGACAAGUGGUAUCCGGAAGUGGCACACUUUUGCGAAGGCGUGCCCUUGAUCCUAGUCGCGACGAAGACGGACCUCCGGAGGGACGACCAGACACGCCGGAUGCUCAACGCGCAGGGACAGGUGCCCGUAACGACCGAGCAAGGCGCGAUGGUCGCGCGGGAUAUCGGAGCGAAGUAUAUUGAGUGCUCUGCGAAGACGGGCGACAACGUGCGGGAGGUGUUUAAUCUCGCGCUGAAGGAGAGCAUGCGGGGGCGGUGGGGGAAGAUGGUGAAGCAGCGACGGUGCGUUAUCACAUGA